Molecule: messenger RNA, 2913 nt
Organism: Cylas formicarius (sweet potato weevil)
Lineage: Eukaryota; Metazoa; Arthropoda; Insecta; Coleoptera; Brentidae
Gene: su(w[a])
Product: splicing factor, suppressor of white-apricot homolog
Exons: 13
Coding region: 152-2686 (844 amino acids)
Biological process (GO): RNA processing
Molecular function (GO): RNA binding
Source: RefSeq, a predicted model, not a curated record
UAAAUUACCACAGAUAAAACUUUACGUAGCCAGUAGACGCUACGUGAGUCCAAGCUAAAACUUCACCUAGUCAGAAGGCAUCAAAUGAGCCCGAGCCAAAGCUUUACAAUGUCAGAAGGAUUCAGAUGAGUAUUCAUGGUACGAAUUAAAGAUGGCGAAGUGGGUUUCAUCGGAGACUGGAAUUUUGAGGAAAAACAGAAUUGAGGAAAACUUAGAUGAUCUUUUGGUAUUCGGGUACGCAUGUAAACUAUUCCGAGACGACGAGAAGGCGCUGUACAUUGAUCAGGGCAAGCAUCUUAUUCCCUGGAUGGGAGACGAUGCUCUCAAAAUUGAUAGAUAUGACUGUAGGGGGGCUUUGUCUGCUUUAAAACAGUAUGAAGCAAGCAGAGAAGGCUAUGACGCCACAAGGUGGCUCGGAUUGAACGAAUCUGAAAGGAAAUUGGAAGAAUUGUGUGAUCAAGAAAGAUAUUAUUCUCUUCAAAUAAAUGAAGAAGAAGAACAAAUGUAUAAAGAGGAAGAAGCCAAAAGGCAAAUGACAAAUGCUUUUCAAUAUAGCUAUGAAGUUGAAAAUAAAAAAACCGAGGAAAAAGGAGAAAAGGAUGGUAUACCAACAGUUCCGGAAUAUAAUGAAGAUGAAGAGCCAUAUGUACCUUUACCUACAUUAGAUGUGCCUGUGGAUAUUAAAAUUCCAAAAACUAUUAAGGAGUAUGCCAGGAUUGAAAAGACAGCACUCUUUGUUUGCCGACAGGGACCUCAGAUGGAGAUACUGAUCAAGGCGAAGCAAGCCGAUAAUCCUCAAUUCCGUUUUCUUACUCAAAACGACGACUUGUAUAAAUUUUACAGACAUCUCCUGGCCGCAUUCAAAAACGGAAGGUAUUUGGCCCAGUAUGAAACAAAAAAUGAUCGACUUAAAUCGGAUGUUCCAAAAGAAGACAGUGAGCAGCACUACUUACACCCCAGUUUGUUAUCAGCUAAUGCCAAACCGGAUUUGCAGUCGGAUACAGCAUCUGGCGGGACGCAUGCCACCUCUAUACCGACAGUACCGUACAAACCGUCUGCCAACUGCACUUACUCCCAGCUAGUAUCAAGGAUUCAGGGUGUGGGCGGUACCGGACAACCGGAACCUGCGCCCCACUCCAACGAGUACAACCUGCAGCUCACCUUAGAGCAGCAACAGUACUACCAGUACUACUAUCUACAACAGUAUUACGAGUAUUGGCGGUCCGUGACGCAACAGGGAGAAAAUGGCGGCCAUUACGCGGGUCUUCCGUUGGAAUUCCAUCAGCUGGAUCCGAAUAUGCAGAACUAUAUCCAUCAGAUGGCGUACAGUCAGUACGCGCAUCACUGCAGGCAACAGUUGCAAAAGGCGUCUGCGGGUAGUAACUCUUAUGCGCAGAUCGUUUCCAAUCUAAAUAAAGACGGUCUGAAUCAUUUCUCAAACUCCGUACCCCAUUUGCCUGCGGACACUAGUUCUCCGAAGCCUGACCAGCGACCGAUUGAAGAGAAGGUGGAACAAGUCAGCGAUGGCAAAGUGGACGGCGAUAACACGCAAGUGAAAGGUGAAAAAUCUUUGUUAUCAUUGGCUGCCGCUUACGGUUCGAGCUCAGAGAGCGACUCUGAACAUUCGGGUGAAGAUGAGACGACCGAGACCGAAGACAACUCCAAAUGCUACAAGUCCCCCGAAGGCGACGCGAAAAUCGUGAUAGAUAAAAUGGCCGAUUACGUGUCGAAGAACGGCGAACAAUUCGAGGACAUCAUCAGGGCCAAAUCCGAUCCGAGGUUCGAGUUUUUAAACGACGCGCACGAGUAUAACGCUUACUAUAGGGCGAAAGUUCGGGAGUCGAAGGGCGAGGAGUGCAGAAAAGAUGGCGGCGGGAAGAAGUGCGCCAAGAACAAGAGGACCAUAGCUCCCGUGUGUUUCUCGAUCAAAAAACCGAAAGACGAGCCGCCGAAGGAGAUCAAAAGCGCGCUGCCGGUGGAAGAGAGCGACGACGAAACGUUAGAGAAUGCCGAAAGUCUGCCGCCUGCGACCGUCAAAUCGCCCCCCAAGUCGGAGCCGCUCGUCCCAUCCCAACCGGUCGAAGAUGCGAGAGAAAUCCAAGAGAUGGCGCCACCGAAGGGUAGCGAGAAAGAAGUCGCGAGACUCAACUGCCUCGAUCCCGACGACCCAAUCCUGGAAGUCAUUAAUUUGGAUUCUUUGAAGGACGCCAAGAGGGCCGAGGAUAAGAUCAAAGAUAAGCUGGCGGCGGCGGCUCGCGAGAAAAUGGCGAGCGUUGCGAGAGAUAAAGCCCUGCAGCUCGAACGGAAACGGAAAGCGGCCGCGUUUUUGAGACUUAAAUCGGGAGAGCCUCCCUCUGUCGAGUCAGUUAAGAAAGAAUCCACCCCGAUAAAGAAAAAGGACAACUCAGACCCGAGUUCAGACGACUGCGAGAUCGUCGACGUAAGUUAUCCCGAAACGGUUAGGAAGCAAAGGAGUUCAUCGAAGGACAGAAGGAGGGAGAGGAAAAAGGAUAAGGAAAAACGCGGGAGCCCGCGGGAAGAUUACGAGAAAAAUAAGAAGGAGAAAAAGAAGAAGACGCACAAAAGGAAACGCUCGAAGAGUAGGCACGAGUCGCGUGGCAAGAAGAAGUCCAAGAAGCACCACCGCAGAAGGUCGAGCAGUUCGGGCAGUACGUCGGACUCAUGACACGUCAAGCACGAUCCUACGAGAAGGUGAUAUAUACAUAUUAUUAGGUAAUUUGUAAAAAUGUUUUGUAAAUAUUUUAAGACUACGUGUUUAACUAUUGAGUUAUCGUUCAGUUUAUCCCGCGCGUUAUUUCAUUAUCAAUUUAAUGUACUGGGUUAUUCAUUAUAUUUUGACACCCACCAACACGGUUCAUUUUGAAAGAUAGAAAAAAAAGUGUAAAUACAAAA